This is a messenger RNA of Darwinula stevensoni, 3463 nucleotides long. The record is from the annotation of a GenBank genome assembly. Lineage: Eukaryota; Metazoa; Arthropoda; Ostracoda; Podocopida; Darwinulidae.
AUGGGUAGUAAUUUGUUAGUGAGUCCUUCGACGUCGGACAAAGAAGAUCAAGGACAUGAUGAGUACAAAGGACCAGCAACGAUGGAUAUCCUUUUAGAAGAGAUCCAUCUGUCGGGUCCCGAUAUGCUGUCCACAUUCAUCCCUUCCGAACCCCCGAUCCAGGAAGAGCAGACCGAUAGCGAUUAUUAUGAGAGAAAUGGAGGAACCGUUUCUUUGGGACCUACAGACCCUGGACCCGUUCGAGCCGAUUCCAAUGGCGAGAUGAAACCAGUUCAAGAGCGAUUGGAUUAUCCUACUCGGCCAUCUGAUAGUGAGAUAACCUUGGAUCCCAGGGGAGAUCGACCCAGUUUGGAUCAAGGUCAUGUUCAUCUGGUGGGUAGAGGAGAUGCGCCCAUCACCAUCAUCCUCCAUUAUGGAGGGAGAGUCCCUCAACUCCAUCUCUAUCCAGUCGACUCGUUGAUUGUGCCAUGCGUCGUGCUAGUUGGAGGAGGUGGAGUGAGGAGUCACCGGUUAUUCCGGCCUAUCGUGAUCGGAGGAAUCGUGGCCGUUGUCAUGAUUCUUCUUCUGGUAACUAUCGCCGUGUUGACCCACGGAGGUCAAACGAGCGAAUCCACGUCAAAAGCGCUUUCACUUCCUCACCCCUUGGACGGGACCGGUGGGGAUCCCCUCGCGUUGAAGGACUUCCUUCGUGGAAGUAUCCCCCAAAUCUUCAUGAACAACGGAUCUUGGAUUUCAGAUACGGAGAUCUCUUUCACUGACGACUUCGGUGUCAUGGCCUACGACGUCUCCACUGCAAUUGCGAACUUACUCAUCCCAGGGCGCAUCAUGGGACAAACGGGUGGCUAUCGGGAGAAGUUCUCAGCGGACAGGAGUUUUGCAGCCAUCAUAUCCGAUCCCCAGAAGGUGUAUCGACACUCAUUUCUGUCUCGAUAUUUCCUCUUCAGUUUGAAGACAGGAGCCGUGAUUCCCUUGGUAGUCCAAGAACAAGGUAAUGAGGACAGUUCAUCUCCCGACCUCCUUCAAUCCCUUGAAUGGGCCCCAGUUGGAGCCUCCUUGUAUUUCGUCUAUGACAACAACCUCUACUACGUUCCCCACCCGGAGGCAAACAAGGUCUUCAAGCUGACCGUCACGGGAAUACCCGGAAUGGUCUUCAAUGGAGUCGCCGACUGGGUUUACGAAGAGGAGAUCCUGUCAGACCAUAAGGCAGCUUGGUGGUCCCCGACCGGGAAAUUCCUCGCAUAUGCCUCCUUCAACGACACCGACGUCCCGGAGAUCCAGUAUCCCAUCUACGGGCCUUUGAAAGCUCAUUGGCAAUAUCCCGACAUCCAGAGCAUCCAUUAUCCAAAGCCUGGCAGGCUGAAUCCGACGGUGGAGCUUUGGGUCGUGGAUUUGUCCGAAACCGGUCCGGCCAAGAGUUUCCGUCUUCUUCCCCCACGGGAGUUCCAGUCGGUGGACCACUACUUCUCCCGGGUGACUUGGGCGGAUCCAGAGACGGUGGCCAUCACUUGGAUGAAUCGACGACAAAACGUCUCCAUCGACGUCAUCUGCCACGCUUCCACUUGGCAAUGCAAGCAGAUUCAUACAACGAUCGUCCCGAACGGGUGGUUGGAGAACUUCCAACCCCUCUCGUUCUCCAAGUUGAAUCCUGCGAAAUACCUUGCCAUUCGAUCGGUCGAUCAGCCGGGAAUCGGGUCGUUCCCGCACAUCGUGCUCGGCGAUGCAAACACGGGACAAAAUGUGCCUAUCACUUCGGGAGCCUUAACGGUGGACAAAAUCCUUCACUGGAACGAGAAAGACGGAAAAGUGUAUUUUGUGGGAACGGAGGCGAGGGCGGCAGAGGAAUAUCAUUUCUACGAGGCGGACGCGAAGAAACCGGGCUCGGAGAAUGGAUACGUUUGCGUGUCCUGUCGCAUGAAGAAUAAAUACGGGGAACCUUGCAAGUUCGUGAACGUGGAAAUGAGCAAAGAAGGUUCUUAUUAUGCCCUCGACUGUAUGAGUUAUCAGGCUCCACCCGAAACAAACGUCUUCCUCAGCCACAAUCACCAGCUUGUAAUGAAAUGGCUGGACAACGAUGAAAUUCGGGAAGAGAUGGCCGAGAAAGAUUUGCCAUUGGUGAGGAAUCUUGUGAUGCCAGUCGAGGGUGGAUUCUCGGCCAAUGUCCGCCUUUUACUUCCGAGGGCUGCCCUCAACUCCACGAACAAGUUCCCCAUGAUCGUCUACACGUAUGCAGGCCCGAACACUCGGGCAGUGGACGAGAAAUUCCCCGGCAUCACGUGGGAGAAGUAUCUGGCCUCUCGACUGGGUAUCGUCGUGGCCACCAUCGACGGCAGGGGCUCUGGGUUCAAGGGCAACGACUUCCUGUUCACCCUGAAUCGAGCCUUGGGAACCGUGGAAGUGGAAGAUCAAAUCGACGUGACCAGGCAAGGACGCCUCCCGUUCUCUUCCUUCCUUCCGCCUUUCCCCCUUUGGAUCUCAAGUGAAACCAUUCUACCACAGGAAGCUGACUCAACGUAUACGGAGCGAUUCAUGGGGGUGCCGGCCGGGAACGAGGAGGGUUAUGAGCAAACGGACCUCACGCGAAGAGUGAAAGACUUUCAAGGGAAGUUUUUCUAUCUCAUUCACGGCAAUGCCGACGACAAUGUCCAUUACCAGCAGUCCAUGAUGCUUUCCAAAGCCCUGGAGAAAGGGGAUGUCCUUUUCAGGCAGCAGAGCUACCCGGACGAAGAUCACUCUCUGACCAGCGUGAGGAAGCACUUCUAUCAUUCCAUGCAGGAGUUCUGGGCCGAGUGCUUUGACCUACCGAUUAAAGAGUACAUCUGAGACCCAGGCGACAUCCACUUGUGCCCGUGUUUCGGCACUGGCACCGAUGAAGAAGGGGAAUGACGAAGAAAAUUAGAAGUAUGACGCUUAAACAGGGACAGUAUUCCAGCAGCAUCUUCCUUUUGUCCACUGUGCCAAAGUGGUGAUAUUGAUACCUAAGGAGCUUUCCUCUUCUUGGAGUUCUCAGCACGAAAGAGCAGCUCCCUCAUCCGUUUCGUUGCACUGCACAUGUUAUCAAAUAUUGACGCGAUCAUCAAGAUUUGCACAAAUCGCGACACGAAUUUCCACUUUCUUACCGGAACCCUCCAUUUUACCAUGAUUUUAUUCUUUAUAGAGUGCUUAGUUGUGUUUUCCAGACCGAGUGACAAGGGAGAAGAUUGAACGGAAGAGCCGCCCCUGCUUCCUCUUCAUUUCAAAAAUGGCUUCUGGGGAUCCGGGACUCGUAUCGCUUUCAGUAUCGAUUCCAUGUUUUUUAAAUUCCUAUAUAUAUUUUCAGACUAUCACGGUAAAGGGAAAACCUGAAUCUCAUAGUCCAUUCAUGACUGAAUUUUUUUAUGGUCCUGAAUAAAUGGGGCGGUCGACUUUUCUGUUAUUUUAGGGACCAGAGUGAUGUGAUAACGUGUUUCUUAGUUGUUGAUAAAGG